This is a messenger RNA of Colletotrichum karsti, 1611 nucleotides long. RefSeq names its product helicase required for RNAi-mediated heterochromatin assembly 1. The transcript has a single exon. Bases 1 to 1611 code for a protein of 536 amino acids. The record is from RefSeq and is a predicted model, not a curated record. NCBI's taxonomy places the organism in Eukaryota, Fungi, Ascomycota, Sordariomycetes, Glomerellales, Glomerellaceae.
AUGACCGCCAGUCAAGCUCAUCAGCCCGAUCCUCGUCGUGCUUCUCGUCUGCUGAAGGUGUUUGGGGACGUCACCAAGGGUGGACGAGUGCUCGCAACGGCUGCCGAUGCGCGACUUUUCCUCGAAGCAGUGAGGAUGAACGCCUCACCUGCUGCAUGCUUGGAGAUAAUUACGGCCAGGGAUGUCGCGCAGAAUGCUCUUCGGCAUAGCCUCCGUGUCGAUUCUUCGGUCUCUUUCAUCAACUACCACGUCAUACCAUUCAUUGCCUACAUGAGCGAUCCUGGAGUGAAGCUGAUGUACAAUGGCCAACUUCUUCGCCAGGUUCUCUUACUUGUCGUUCAGCCUCCCAUCCUUUGGGGCAAUCUCUUCAAUGCCUACAAAGAGUCUCAGCUCAGCGGGGAGAACCUUCAUAUCUUUGCCUGGCUGUGCCUGGAGCUGGCGAGCCUUCCCGGGGAAGACUACAACGACAUUAUUUCCGAUAUCACGUCAGCCCUCCAGCUGAAGCCGUUCCGGGAGGCCCAGGACCAUAAGACUCGGGAUCUUCUAUACAGAAUCAAGAAGGUUCUCGCCCUCAGGGCCACGACCUCGCCCGAUGAUGACCCCGAGACGGCCGGUGGCCGUCAUGACAAUGAUUUCGCCAACUUUCGAGAGAUCUCAAUCUUUCCUACCAGCGACGAAUUCUACUCGGGCGCACAGCCAUUCUAUCGACGCGCGUCUGAAGUCGCGGCCGCCAACUCCUCCGAAAGACCGCGUAUUCAUCUCGACAACCAGUUCCGCCUCCUGCGUGAGGACAUGCUCGGCGAACUGCGCGAUGACCUGAAGGUGGCGAUCGGACGGAAGCGAGGCAAGAAGAAUUCUCAGAUCCUCGGCGGACUGCUCCCGAUCGGUAUUGACACCGGCGACGAGAAACGAGGGCGCCGUUGCGCAGUGCUUCUUAGCUGCCGAGCCAUGCCAGGUACCUUCAAGUCGUUGAACCUGGCCAAGCGAAAGAAGUUUCUUGAGAACAACAAGGCGUUCCUCCGUCACCAAUCUUUCGGCGCCCUUUGCGGAGACGACCACAUCAUCGCCUUCGCUUUCGUAUUUCGAGAUGUUGAUCAGUUGAUGAAGUCGCCUCCUGUGAUUGUCUUACAGUUCACUAGCAGCGAUGCCACUGCUAGGGCGUUGGAUGCCCUCCAGUCACCUGCCAACCUUCGCUUCGUCUUGGUUCAUACCCCGGUUUUCGCCUAUCAGCCGGUGCUGGAAUGCUUACAGGAAAUCACCGAGAUGCCUCUUGAAGGAGGUCUUCUGCGAUUGGAUACCAACAGCGACGAUAGUUCGUGCUCCCCUCCGAUUCUGUCUGCUUCUGUGCAAGCUUGCGUGAGGCAAUUGGAGGACCUACUGGCUGGUGGAGGACGCACACAGUAUCGCCCACAGCGUCGAUGGUUUGGUCUAGGAUCACGGCACUUCGUUCUCGAUGAAUCACAGAACAAGGCGGUGUUGCAUGCGUUGAAUAGUGCUGUAGCUCUUAUUCAAGGUCCUCCUGGUAAGGAAAUCUUCCCUCAACUGCUUUUGGCCUCGCAGCGACCACCCUUGUCCUAUUCGAUGCCCACGACGGCGGAAGAAGUCAUCUGA